AUGGCAUCGUCAGAGGAAUACAAAAUCACCAAACUCAAUAGCAAUGACUUUGACGAGUGGGCUACCCUUUUUCGGGGUUAUAUCGAUUUCUAUGAAACUACAAUCCCUGAGGAUCAAUACCGGAAAACCUUUGAACGAAUCCUUGACACCAACUCUGACCUGUUCGCCUUGGUGAUGAGACAGCAGCAAGGCGAAUCCGGGGAUGGAAAAAUGAUUGCAAUUGCGCACUUUUUCCCCAGCAAACUCCGUGGACUGUCACGCUUAGCAUCCACUAACGCAAAAUGGCACUCAUGGGUAGAUCUCUUUGUGGACCCAGCAGUCAGAGGAAAGGGCCAGGGUCGCAAGAUGAUUCAGGCCGUGGCAGAUGCCUCGAAAGAGAUGGGGUGCCUUCGACUCCAGUGGCUGACGAAGCAUGAUAAUGUUACCGCUCGUCGUCUCUAUGAUACGAUGGCAGAUACCUCGUUUGUUCAGUAUCGCAUGGGUCUUUGA
Messenger RNA from Penicillium waksmanii, 489 nucleotides. Its product is annotated as GNAT family N-acetyltransferase. The coding region runs from base 1 to 489 and encodes 162 amino acids. Lineage: Eukaryota; Fungi; Ascomycota; Eurotiomycetes; Eurotiales; Aspergillaceae. The record is from RefSeq and is a predicted model, not a curated record. Gene Ontology annotation, molecular function: N-acetyltransferase activity. The transcript is spliced from 2 exons.